AUUGCAGGCAGCCUUGGGGCCGACACGGAAGAGCGCUUGGUGGAACAUCUCCUGAAUCCCGCCCAUUAUAACAAGCUGAUCCGUCCCGCCACCAAUGGCUCUGAGCUGGUGACUGUGCAGCUCAUGGUGUCGUUGGCUCAGCUCAUCAGCGUGCAUGAACGAGAGCAGGUGAUGACCACAAAUGUCUGGCUGACACAGGAGUGGCAGGACUACCGCCUGACUUGGGUCCCAGAGGAGUUUGAUGGCAUGAUGAAGGUCAGGCUACCCUCCAAACACAUCUGGCUGCCUGAUGUGGUGCUCUACAACAAUGCCGAUGGUGUGUAUGAAGUGUCGUUUUACUCCAACGCGGUGGUCUCCUACGACGGCAGCAUCUUCUGGUUACCACCCGCCAUCUACAAAUCAGCCUGCAAGAUCGAGGUCAAACAUUUCCCCUUCGAUCAGCAGAACUGUACACUGCGCUUCCGUUCGUGGACCUAUGACCGCACCGAGAUUGACUUGGUGCUACGCGCUGACGUCGCCAGCAUGGACGACUUCACGCCAAGUGGCGAGUGGGACAUCAUUGCCCUUCCGGGUCGACGGAAUGAAAACCCAGCAGAUCCGGCUUACGUGGACAUCACGUACGACUUCAUCAUUCGCCGCAAGCCCCUGUUUUACACCAUCAACCUCAUCAUCCCGUGCGUGCUCAUCACCUCGCUGGCCAUCCUUGUCUUCUACCUGCCGUCUGAUUGCGGUGAGAAGAUGACGCUGUGCAUUUCUGUGCUCCUGGCACUCACUGUCUUCCUGCUGCUGAUCUCCAAGAUUGUGCCACCCACGUCGUUGGAUGUCCCUCUUGUGGGAAAAUACCUGAUGUUCACCAUGGUCUUGGUCACCUUCUCCAUCGUCACUAGCGUGUGCGUGCUCAACGUGCACCACCGAUCGCCCACCACACACACCAUGCCCCCGUGGGUCAAGGUGGUCUUUCUCAACAAGUUGCCCGCCUUGCUCUUUAUGCGCCAGCCCAGGAAUAGCUGCGAGAGGCAGCGGCUGCGCCAGAGACGGAGAGCCCAGGAGCAGAAGGAAGGCGGGCGCAGCGGGGAGGCGGGGGCCCUGAUGGUGGGACUGGGCUUGAGCAGUGGCACAGGAGGGACUUCAACAGCAGUAUUUGCCAAAGAGGAUGGCGAUCCUUGUACCUGCUACGUGAACAGAGCAUCGGUCAAACAGUUUGGAGGUGAUCUGGCAAGUACAGGAGGAGGUUCCAUGGAUGGUCUGAACAGGGUGAGAGAGAAUCGGGAGGGGGGCUCUGGGAACCGAGGGAAGCAAGCCCCAGGGGGUCAGGCUCUGACUCAGGCCAUCCUGGCUCAAGCCUGUCCAGGCUUUGAGGAGGCUGUGGAAGGAGUGCGCUUCAUCGCCAACCACAUGAAGAGUGAGGAUGAUGACCAGAGUGUGAGCGAGGACUGGAAGUAUGUCGCCAUGGUGAUCGACCGCCUCUUCCUGUGGAUUUUUGUGUUUGUGUGUGUGUUUGGCACCAUGGGUAUGUUCUUGCAGCCCCUCUUCCAGAAUUACACAGCCAAAACCAUACACAUGCCAGGCUGA
Nerophis lumbriciformis (worm pipefish) is the source of this 1572-nucleotide messenger RNA. The record is from RefSeq and is a predicted model, not a curated record. Lineage: Eukaryota; Metazoa; Chordata; Actinopteri; Syngnathiformes; Syngnathidae.